Molecule: messenger RNA, 846 nt
Organism: Naegleria fowleri
Lineage: Eukaryota; Heterolobosea; Eutetramitea; Acrasida; Naegleriidae
Exons: 1
Coding region: 1-846 (281 amino acids)
Biological process (GO): pyrimidine nucleobase metabolic process; nucleotide catabolic process
Molecular function (GO): nucleotidase activity
Source: RefSeq, a predicted model, not a curated record
AUGUCUCAACCACCAUUUCCUGUUCCUUCUUCAUCAUCAUCACUAUCGGAUGAUUCUUCCUCCUCGUCUACUCAAUCGGAACCCACAAUGACAACAACGCCAUCCGAACAUCAACACUCCCAACCCAAUCACCACGUGGUACGAUACUUCUUUUUUGAUUUGGACGAUUGUUUGUAUCCAAAGAGUUCGGGAGUCAAUAUCCACGUUCGCAAUCGUAUUGCUCAAUACCUCUCGGAACAGCUCGGAAUUGAGAAUGCCAUGGAAAAGAGUGUUAAUUUAUAUCUUCAACAUGGAACCACGUUAAGAGGUUUAAUAGCAGAAGGCUACAACGUAGAUCCUAUAACAUUCUAUCACUAUGUCCAUUCCGGAUUUGACUUGGAUGGAGUUCAACAACACGACGAAGAAUUACAUUCCAUGAUUGCAAAACUAAAACAAAACGUGGAUAAAGUUGUCUUAUUUACCAAUUCGGACAAAAGACAUGCAAAACGAUUAUUGAAUCAUUUAGGAAUUUUAGAAUUAUUUGACCAAAUUGUUUGUUAUGAAGAUUUAGAACUGUCUGUAAAGCCUCAUCCUCAUGCAUAUGAAUUAGCUGCUGAAAUUUCUGGAUUACCGAGUGGCUCUCUUGAAAACCAUACGCCAAGUUGGAAAGAUAUGAUUGUGAAUAGUCAAUUAGAGAUUUAUUUUGCAGAUGAUAAUUUGAAAAACGUGAUGGCAGCUUUUGAUAUGGGCUGGAACGCGUGUUGGGUCUGUGAACAGGAGGGAGUUCAGCCACCACCCAAUGAAGGAAUUCCCUUUGUGCAAGAUGUGAAACAAUUACCAAAAGUAUGGCCACAUUUAUUUCAAUAA